GUGGGGAAUGUCUUAUUUGCUCAGCUGUCAUGAUCUGUAAUGAUGUGAUGUCUCAUUCUACCAACAAAAAUAAUAAACAGACACUCUCUUCUUUCCAGGUCAUACAAAGAAAAAGAAGGCAAAAAGGCUGAUAGUGUGGAUACAAGGAAAAGACUUGGAUUGAUUUUUUCACCUUUUCUUUUGAUUCCCUUUCAAUUAUUUUGUCUGUCCAGUACAAGUAAGUAGUUUUUUCUUACUGUUCCUAACCUAGUAAAGACAAACUUUUUUACUAUCAGUUACAGCUACCUCAGAUUGGAUGAAACCUUUUCUUGCUUAUUUUCCUAUUUUGAAAAGUUCCAAGACUUUACUAAAAGCACAUUUUUAUUGGUAAUUUCAUGUCAAAUUUGAGGUUUGUAACUAACACCCUCAUCAAGAUUUUAUCUUUAGGGAAGCUCGGUGCACUAAGCUCCCCGGAACCACAAUGGUCUAUUGAUCUGCUGAAGGGCCAUACUCCUAGGAGUGUGAUGUAGACAGAGACACACCCGUAGUGGUUGGCUUGCUUCCACGACUCGAACCCCUAAUCUAUAGGUCACACAGAUACAACUUUACCGCAUUCAAAUUUUUAUCUAAUUAUAAGAUAUUCUUGCUGUGUGAGAAAUCUUAGACACCUUUAUGCCAAUUAUCUUUCUACACAAGGGAAUCAAAAAGUACUUGUACAACUGACAAGGUAUGUAAUUUUAACUGAAUUGGUGUAAAGAGAGGACAGAAUCUGAGGAAAGCUAUAAAUAAUAAGUCCUCUUUUUCUUAUAUUUACUUAGCAGCAGGCCAAGGAAAAAAGUGAAGAAAAAAACAAGAGAUUCUUUGUUGGUUAUAAAAAGAAGGGGUUCUUCAACUGUGGUGAGAGCUUCUUUUCUUGAAUGACAUAUUGGCAUGUGUAAAUGCAUGGACAAGAAAGUGGGGUACUCUGAGAAAUUAGCCAAUGAGUUGUCUGAAUAUAAAGGAAAUUGGCAAGCAUUGCUUCCUUACCAUAGUUUCUGUUUCCCAAAUGGAUUCUUGAAAUCAACUAAUUAACAUUUCUCAAAGAUUUUGUCAUGUCCUUCCUCAGCAAUUAUUUUUCUAGUACAUAAUUUCCAAUCAAGAGGACCACCACUUUCAUCUGAUUUUUCAUAAUGGAGUUCAAGUUGGUACCUUUAUAUUCAUCUUUAUGAAAAAAAAUUCAGCUUUUUCAGCAGUAAUUUUGACUUGAAAAUUUCUUCAUUGAUCCAUAUCAACACAAGUGUCAAUUAAUGUUCAAAUAAGUUGGAUGAUUUUCUUGGAUGGCAAGUUCAUUUACAGCUAUAGGAGGAGGAAUUGGAGGGGCAGUUGUCCUCUUGGGAGUAAUUUUCUUUUUAUGCUUUUGCGCGUUUCGCAACUGGAAGAAUUCAAAUAAGAAUUCAGACGGUGCUUCUUCAGAUCCAUCUGCAGUAGUUACAAUGGAGCUGAAGAGGGGAGGCCCAAGCCCAUCUUUUAAGCAGUUCAGAAUGGAAGAGUUGGAGAAAGCCACAAGGAAUUUUGAUGAGAGCAAUCUCAUUGGUUGUGGGAGUUUUGGUCUAGUUUUCAAAGGAUUGCUUUGUGAUGGAACUGUUGUCGCUAUAAAAAGGCGCUCGGGUACUCCUAAACAGGAGUUUAAUGAAGAGGUGGCUCAUUUAUCACGAAUUCAACACCGCAACCUGGUUAAUCUUUUAGGCUACUGCCUCGACAGUGGGUACUCAAUGCUGGUUUUUGAGUAUUUGCCAAAUGGAAGCAUGUGUAAUCACUUGUAUGGAAAGGACUCUGCAACAAAGUUAGAAUUCAAGCAAAGGUUAUCUAUUGCUAUUGGAACAGCCAAAGGUUUAAGUCAUUUACAUGGCCAACGCCCUUCAAUAAUCCACGGGAACUUUAAAACAGCUAAUGUUUUGGUUGAUGAGGACUUCAUUGCUAAAGUUGCAGACGCGGGGAUUCUGAAGUUACUCGAGAAAAUUGAUGAUGCAGGUCCUUCUGGACUGAGUUCUGUGAAUGCUUUUAGAGAUCCAGAGAUAAAUCAAAUUGGAAUACUGUGUGAGACAAGUGAUGUUUACAGCUUUGGAGUAUUCCUAUUAGAGCUCAUAACUGGAAAGGAGGCUUCAGAUAUAGAUGAAUUUGGAUCAAACCAAAGUAUACUAGAAUGGGUUGAAAAACAGCUGAGUUCAGACCAAUUAGUGGAUAAUAGGCUGUUGGGAAGCUUCACAGCGGAGGUAAUGAGGGAUUUGAUCAAGCUAGCGUUGAGAUGCAUGAGUUUUCCAGGGCGAUAUAGGCCAACGAUUGAAACAGUCGUGUUGGAUCUUGAAAGGAUUCUUGAGAAGGAGCAGAUGCACACAACUGUUAUGGGAGAAGGUACUUCAAUAGUUACACUUGGGAGUCAAUUGUUUACAAACUGAAGCAAUGAGACAUCUAUUUAACUUGAAAGAUUUUGGCCUGCAAGAAACAACAAGUAAAUUUGAAUGGCUUUGUCCCUCUCCUCUCCGAAUUCACAGUCCUUCCGCCCAGCUAACUGUUUCACAAUCGUCAAUUCUCCCAAACUUCAUAUUUCUCCUAAAAUAUGAAAUUUACUUCCUUUAAAUAAUGAGUAUAUUCUUGAGCAACUUUAGUCCUUUAAAUUUAUGAAAAAGCGAUCACUUUUAAUUGCUGUCAAAUAUUUAAAAUUUAACUUCCUUUUGUUUGAAAAUAAUCACAUACUUAUUAUACUUUCUUUGAGUCAUAAAAUAGAAGGCGAGGAUGAU
Molecule: messenger RNA, 2756 nt
Organism: Nicotiana tabacum (common tobacco)
Lineage: Eukaryota; Viridiplantae; Streptophyta; Magnoliopsida; Solanales; Solanaceae
Source: RefSeq, a predicted model, not a curated record